Messenger RNA from Plutella xylostella (diamondback moth), 4839 nucleotides. The record is from RefSeq and is a predicted model, not a curated record. NCBI's taxonomy places the organism in Eukaryota, Metazoa, Arthropoda, Insecta, Lepidoptera, Plutellidae.
CAACUGUCAAUGUCAAUUCAAAUAAAUUGUCAAUCUCGGCAGAAACAGAAAACAAACAAACUUUAAUAUUUAGUUAAACAUUGAAAAUAGUAGUAAAUAAGUGAAUUUACUACAAAUUUGAAACCAUCCAACUUAUGUUUCUCUUCCCGGCCUUCCACCUUGAAAGGUACAUAGAUACCUUUCCAAUGUCCUGAUGUCCCAGAAUGAUAUGAUAGAAAUUGACCUCACUGAUGACAGUGCCCCUGCUAAUCCCACCAGCAAUGAGAAUAAAGUGGUCUUCACAGUGCCAACAAAUGAGAUGCUCCAAUAUAACGAGUUAUCAAGCUCAUGUGUAACUAAUAAAAAGGCAGUGAAAAGGAAAUCUGUAGCUAAUAAGCCAGAACGUAUAUUGACCUGGCUACCAGAAAAUAAACAUAAUAUACCUAAACGUAAAAAUAAACCUGUUGUAAUUUAUUCUAAAAAAGAAACACAGAUUGUGACACCAUGUUAUAAGGAAAUUAGCAAGAACGUUUUUGUGCCUACAAAAUCUAUACCAGACAAGCCUCCACCGAGGUUGUAUGUAAGACCAGAUCUGUUUCCGGCUACAAGAACACCUGUUCUUGUUGACGUCAGUCACCAACAAGCUGAUGAGCCAUCUACAUCUACAGCUAAACAACCCAUUGAACAAACUGUAGUUGAAGCAGUUGCUAAACCAACUAGAGUUGAAACAGCUGUAAAACCUAAAAUAGUUUUUAAUCGACCUCUUAAACCAACUACAGAGACAGUUGUUAAACCAACUAUAGAUGAGACAGUUGCUAAACCAACUAGUGUCAAACCAAAAAUAGUUUUUAAGACUCGUGAACCACCGGUUCCACUGCAAACGGAGUCUACAACUGAGGCAGGGAAGAAAGCUGCUCUUGCGAAAAAACAAAUAACUACCACUGAUAAUACAUCUGUCCAAGAGUCACUCAUUGACUUAACUGACAACGAGCCUGUAACAACUACAGCAGAACCUGUUGAAAAAACUGCUGUUGAAACAGUGAAUGCAACUAAAAUCGAAACAGUUGUUAAUCCAACUAUAGUUGAAACAGCAGCUAUUGUACCAGCCACAGCUCAAACAACUGUUGAACCAGAAGUCCCACUUCAAACAGAGUCUACUACUGAGGCUGAAAAUUAUCCAUCACCACAAAUUACUGUACUGACCGUAUCACCAGUUGUUAUUGACCUAACUGAUAACGAAACAGCAGUUGUGCCAACUACUGCUAAGCCACCUAUUGGACAAACUACAGUUGAGACAUCUGCUAAACGAGAGACUGCACCUAAAUUUAAUAAAAUGGAGAAAAGCAAUAGCAGUGGAACGCUCCCCGCCCCGCCCAUGAGCGCACUCCAGAUGCUCUUCAUGGACGACCUCGCCAGCCUGCACCAGCGCUACCUGAUGGCUCUGCAGGCGGAAAAGACCCCUGACCCAGAUGUACUGAAGUACUUCCGACAACUGCAGAAGGUGUACUUUGAGAGGAUGAAGCAGGGCCACAUAGUUAUUAAUUACGAUUGGGUUCUACCCAUACCGGUGGAGGAGUAUGAAACAAUUGAUCUGGACAUCAUGAGACUGUAUGUCGUUAAAAUGAGCAAGCAAUAUCAGGCCCACAAGGAUCAAGCUGACAAGCAGAUUCUUAAAUUACUUCAGAGUACAUACAGCCGACGACUGAGAGAAAGUAAAGAGACCAAUUCUUCUCUUCAGUUUACUAGCAAUAGUAAAAAAUCCUAUAAGCUUGUGCUCGACAAUCAACCAACUCCAAAAGCCACUAAGGGUAAGGUCGCCGAAAAAAAACCAACUAAAAAAGCCAACAAGCCCACCGUUAAUCAAAAUCAACCAAGCCAAAAAUCAAUGGACAAAAUAAAGGAGCAACAAAUAGAAUCAGUCCAUGAGAACCAACAAAUGUUCGAGAAAUUUCUAGCCAACAUCCAGGCCAGCUCUUCUAAACCUACGGGAAAGAAUCAACAAGGAGCAAAGGGCAAGCAACAAUCGGCCAAUAAGGGUCAAGGGAAUCAGCAGCCGGCGACCAAUAAGAAGGUGGCAGCAACGCCAUCGACCAAUCAGCAGCCAGCUAAGCCAGUUUCGAUACCAGUGUCAGGUCAGGCCGUUGAAAAAACUACAAAAGGCAAUCAACAAUCGACCAAUCAGGGUCAAGGGACUCAAGGGAAUCAGCAGGGCACCAAUACAAAUAUUGCAGGAGCAUCGUCUACGAAUCAGCAGCCAGCUAAGCCAGGUUGGAAACCAGUGCUAAGUCAGCCUGUUGCAAAAAAAUCGAAUCCUAAUACGCCUUCCGGGUCGAGGCCCAACGUGAUAGAAAUUUCGACCAAUCAGAGCACAUCUACGCCUCCACGAGCCAAUCAGAACACACCAACCCCUCCGCGGACCAAUCAGAGCAUGCCGAACCCUUCGCGGUGCAAUCACAGCGCGCCGAGCACGUCGCGAACCAAUCAGCAGCCUACUAUGCCUCUCAGUGCAUCUAUGCGUGCCCCAGCUGGAAUACCAAGGAGCUUUUUGAGAGAUCGAGAAAUAUACAAUAAUCCAGGGCGCCCAGAGCCAACCCCACCCGAAGCACCAAUAUGGAAGAAGACAUUAAACCCAGGCCAGUACACCCCGGUGUGGCCAACCAACCAACACCUUCACCAACCUGGCAUGGAGCCAAUCUUCCUAGACACGGACCAAGCGGCCAAUGUUGGCCAAACACAGACGUAUUCACCGUCAGAUGCGUAUGCUGGGGAACAGAUGGCGACUGACAGUUAUACACAAGGUUCACACCAGCUCCCUAUCUCCCACUGCAGGAGACAAGCGCGGCUCGGGCCCGUCGCACUGGCCAAGAAGCCCAAGCUCACUCGCACAAAUUUUAUAGACAAACCAUCCUAUUCUACAGAUCCCGGGUCGAUAUCUCCCACUGCAGGAGACAAGCGCGCGAGCGCCUACUCGCGGCUCGGGCCCGUCGCGCCGCCCAAGAAGCCGAAGUUGACUAUUAAUCUGCUGUUCUCUAAGGAACAGGAGAGCCGGAGAGAGGUGGUCGAGCCCCCCUCCCGCCCCCCUCACGUCCCAGUACCAGAGCGUCCCGAAGUGCUCGCCAGUACAGAUGAGACGGUGAUCCGCUACCUGGCGCACUGGCCCUGGCGGCGCAGGCUGGCGCCGCGACGCGAGGCCACGCACAGGGAGUCUAAGUCAGUGAUGAUUAUGGAGAUGGAGCAAAUGAUGGAAGGAUACGAAUCGGACACACACUUCAUCAAAGUUUCUAUAAAGCGGUACCCGCCACACUUUACCAAGGAAGAUGUUUUGGACUUGCUACUGGAUCAUGUAAAGGACAGAAGUUUCAUACCGUGCUUUAUUGAGUUCACCCCAGAAGAAUGCUACUUCCUAGUGCUAAGAAACCGGGCGGCCCUAGUCAACCUGCACUCUAUAGGGCUUCAAAUAAUCAAGGAUGACCUUAAAAUGCCCAUCACACUGAGCAUAGUGGACCUCAGUGUGAACCAUGUGGAAUUCAUACCACGGAUUAUAUUGAGGAAGAGAUUGUCUCACAAAUAUGAUGCUGAUGCGGGGAAGUUGAAUUUGGAGGCGUUUUGUAUGGAACCUGACGUGGGCCACUUCAUCUACUACCCGCUGAACCGCACGACGAACCAGCUCGCCCUGGUGCAGAUAGCCACGGUCGUGGAGUGGGCGCACCUCACUGAGCUGAACCUUUCACGAAAUCGUCUUACCUGCCUAGACGGCUUCGAGCUGCCAACAACGACGCCUAAACUCAAACACCUGGACCUGUCUCACAAUCACUUCACGAAGAUCUCAAGCCUCCUCCCGAGCCGCGGCCUCAACCUCAAGUCUUUGUAUCUAGAAGGAAACCCGCUGUGUAGGGACUACAUCGACGAACAGAGAUACGUGAAGGUUGUCAGGAUGGUGUUCCCUACUGUGGAUGAGAUUGACGGCGUCCAAAUCCCACGCCCCGGCUCCCUCCCGCCUCCACGAGCAAACUACUGUCCUUCAGAUGCCACUCCGCUAGUGCGGCGCUACCUGGCGGUGUGCCUGUCAGUGCCAGCUGCCAGGGAGUGGUAUCACCCGCGUGCCACGCUCAGCGUCACCGCCUGUAAUAGACUACGCCACCACCCCGACUACCGCUCAUUCCGCGAGCUCUGCCAGCCGGCCAACAACGUGCGGGGAGCCGCGCCCGUCUCCGCGCGCCUCGCCCGCUGGCCCGCGCGCCGCGCCGACCCCGCCUCGCUGUUGGUGGACGUCAUGAUGCACACUGACGAGACAACGAUCCUCCGCCUAUCAGGCAUCAUCAAGAUAAUCGCAGAGACGUUAGCCGAAGACGAGCCACUACUAUACUUCACUCGCACGGUGGUUCUAUGCGGUGAUGGAGUGACCUACAGUAUCAUGCAUGAGAUGAUUCACUGGGAGGAGCCCACGGUCGAGGCAGCGGAUAAAGCCUUCAAUAUUACCAUGGUUUCGCGAUCAAAGCCGCUCAGUCUCAAAUUGGAUUCGCCACCUGAUGAAGACCUCAAGGGGAAGCUUAUUGCAAUUUUCAUGAAAAUUACCGAGCUGGAUAAAGAGAAGAGUGAAAAAUGCUUAGAAUUAAGGGAUUGGGACUUGAAAGCGGCCUUGGAAUACUUUGUGAAGUUACUAAAAUUGAACAGUUUGAGCAGUCUGGAGAUGGAGACUUUAGAAGUUUAGAUAAGGUGUUGCACAGAUGAUAGAGGAUAACUUACUUAUUUAGUUCCAACUAUAUUUAAGUUUAUAAGGGAUAAUUUUAUUUUACUUAACAUAUACCUAAGUUUAUUCAAACAAUAAAUUUUCAAAACCUAUGCAUGAACGAGCAGUAA